CCUAUCAGCUUCUUCUCAGCUCUCACAGAAGCUCUCACACAUUAGCUCAGUGUGAAGAUGAGCAGCAUGAAGAAGCCAGGAUCCUCUCUUGCGUUGGAGAUUCUUGUGUUGUUCGCCGCUCUCCUUCGCGGUGCGCAAUGCCAGAGCUCUCAGGGCGGCGGCGGCGCCGCCGCCGCCGCUAACCUCAUGGUGAUCGGCACGGUGUUCUGUGACGCCUGCUCCUCCAGCUCCUUCAACAAUCACAGCUACUUCUUGCCAGGUGUUAAAGUCAGACUGGAUUGCAUGAUCAAAGUGAACUCCAAUUCGAAGGAGGAGAUCAAGAUCACGGCCGAGAAGGUCACCAACAGCUACGGCGCCUACCAGCUCGACGUCCCGGCGAUCGACGGCUUCGAGUGCGCCGGCGCCGGGGAGACGACCGCCGAGUCCUUCUGCCGGGCGGCCGUGCUGGACAACCCAUCUGCGCUCUGCAACGUGCCGGCCGUGACCACCACCGUCGGCCACAUCUCCUUCCCGAACCAGGAGCCCAGCGCCUGCUUCUACAGCCUCAACUCCCUCUACUACCGUCCUGGCAAGAAGGGCCCCGGCCAGUGCAACGGCGCCGCCGGCACGUUGUCCCCCGCCGCACUGAACACGUCGCUGUUCUACUGCCCGCCGUGGCCGUGGCCGCCCAUUCCGUUCUGCACACCGCGCCCGUGGUUCCCGCCAAUACCGUUCUUCACGCCCCCGCCGCCGGCGUUCCCGUUCCCGCUGCCGCCAUUGCCACCAAUACCGUUCUUCACGCCGCCCUCGCCUCCACCACCAGCGUUCCCUUUUCCGUUGCCGCCAUGGCCGUGGACGCCACCAGCAGUGCAGCCACCGCCGUCAUUCCCGUUUCCUCAUUUGCCGCCGAUCUUUUCGCCACCAUCGCCCCCUCCCCCGCCGCCGCCAGCGUUCCCAUUCCCUCUGCCGCCGCUUCCGCACCUGCCUCCUUUCCCACACUUGCCACCAUUACCAUCAUUGUUUUCGCCGCCUCCUCCACCACCACCGCCACCACCUCCACCGCCGUCGUUCCCUUGGCCGUUCCCACCAUUACCUUUCUUCCCUCCAGGUUCUUCAGGUCCGUCUCCUCCACCUAUGAAGUAUUCUAGGAAAGAUCCAAGCACUUGGUCUGCUUCCAAAAACCAACCGUGAGUCCGUGAAGUACAUAAUAGUAAUUUCUUUUUAUUCCUGCUGAAAAGGAUAAUGUGUACAAGAUUACUAGGUAUAUGAGUCGCUUUUUUUCUGUUUUAUCCACUGUGAGCUGUAUGAAUUCGAAUGUAAAUUUCUACUUGCACUUUAUACAUUUAUA
Messenger RNA from Phragmites australis (common reed), 1327 nucleotides. Its product is annotated as leucine-rich repeat extensin-like protein 3. Bases 58 to 1170 code for a protein of 370 amino acids. The transcript has 2 exons. NCBI's taxonomy places the organism in Eukaryota, Viridiplantae, Streptophyta, Magnoliopsida, Poales, Poaceae. The record is from RefSeq and is a predicted model, not a curated record.